UUGAAUAACCAGCGACAGGGAAAUUACACAACUUGUGCAUGUGCUUGUCUUCUGCUUGAGCUGCACCAUCGUAGUGGUCUUGCGCUAUGCAAUAGAAUUGAUGCGCGGUGUUGCCUUAAACUUAUCGGAAUGGCCAAACAUAAGGGGGCAGCUGAUGUUGCCGUGAAAAGCGACACAACAAAGAAACUGAAGCAGAUGGCAAAGACCAAGGGCAGUACUGCAGGGAGAGGAGGAGGAAGAGGAGAGACCGCAGAGAAUGGACGCAAGCAGACCUCGAAGAAACCCACGCCCAGAUCCCAAACCUCCAAGAAGACCAAUGGCUCUAAAAAGAAGCACACCAGCGAGUAUUUUGUGGACCAGCCAAUGAAAGAAGAGGAUGACGAUGAUGACGAUAUCAUAAUUGAUAAUGACUUUGUGCCACCUGCUGCUGUUGUAGCAGCUGUGAAGAAAAAGGACGCCAAAGAGGAAGAUGAUGACGAUAAUUUUGAGGAUGACAGUGAUGAAGAUGGGGACUGGGAGGAAGUGGAAGAGCUUACUGAGCCACUGGGUCCUGCUCCUCCCAUGGAGCCCGUGGUGCCAUCGGAGCCGGUGGAGAUCGAGAUUGAAACGCCAGACCUUGCCCGCAAAAGAAAACAGAAGGAGAAGAGGAAGGCAGAGUUUGAAAGCUACCUGCGGCGAAUGAUGAACCGUUACAACAAAGACAUGAUUGAGGACACACAUAAGGUUCAUGUUCUGUGUUUGCUGGCCAAUGGAAUAUUCCGGAACCGCGUGUGCAGAGAGCCCGAUCUCUUGGCCAUCACUUUCUCACUACUGCCUCCACACGUCGUUGCCACAACACCGGAUCGGGUUGACACAUUGUUUCUCAAUGACCUUGUGAAGUGGUUUGGAACCACGUUCACUGUGAUGCCUGAGCUGCCAGAGGAGAAGGGUGCAGAUCUCAGGGUGGUACUGGAGAGGCGGCUGGGUAGCCUGACCGCAAGGAACCAUGAGGAGAUGACACAUCUCUUCCUGCUGGUCCUGAGGUCACUGCAACUCUUCUGCCGGCUGGUGCUCUCCCUGCAGCCCCUGUCAAUCAAGCCGCCCACUGCCAAGGACAAAGCUAAAGCCUCCAAAUCUGCUGCUGCUGCUGGUAAAAGCCAGGGCACAUCCAAGAAGAGCCCUGCAGAGAAAACGAGCCCAGAUAAAGGAGCCCCAGAAGCCAAGGUGUCCCCGGGCUCCAAGCGCCCCACAGGAACGACGGCGGACAGGGGAGGAAAGAGGAUGAAAAAGAACAAUGGCGCAGGUAAGGCGACCGAGGCAACAACAACGACGACGACAACGACGACGACAGGACAGCGCCCGAAAAACAGCAAGAGGCGCAGCGUGGCGUCCAAAGUCAGCUACAAGGAGGACAGCAGUGGCGAGGAGCGCGGCAGCGAGGACGAGUUCCAACUCAGUAGCGGAGGAGACAGCGAGGAGGAGGAGGAGCUGCAGGGAGGAGGAGGAGCCUCUAAAAAGGGCCGGGGAGGAGGAGGAAAAGGCAAAGGGGCAGCAAAGGGCAAAAGCCGUGCACCAAAGAGGACAAGUGGGGGGAAGAAGAAGGUUAAGAAGGAAGAAGAUGAGGAUGAUGAUUAUGAAGAAGAUGAUGAUGAUGAUGAAGAGGAGGAUGAAGAGACGGGGAAGAGAAGGGGGAGCGGGAAGCAGCAGGGGAAGGGGCACGACGAGUGGCUGGAGGUGUAUCUGGAGGAGGCGGGCCGCUGGGUGUGUGUGGACGUGGAGGAGGGCGUCGGGCAGGUGCAGAGGUGCGCCAACCAGGCCACGCAGCCCAUGGUGUACGUGGUGGGCUUCGACGGGGACGGAUACGCCAAGGACCUGAGCAGCAGGUACGACCCCACCUGGCUCACCUCGGCACGGAAGCGGCGCGCCGACGAGGACUGGUGGGAUGAGACCAUGCAGUUCUACGAAGCGCCUGAUUCAGAGCGGGAGAAGAAGGAGGACAACGAGCUUGAGGCUCGUCUGCUCAGCAAGCCCUUACCCACAUCUGUGGCGGCGUUCAAGAACCACCCCCUUUACGUCCUGAAGAGGCACCUGUUGAAGUACGAGGCCCUCUACCCAGCCACGGCAGCCAUCUUGGGUUACUGCCGGGGGGAGCCAGUAUACUCCAGGGAUUGUGUACACACGUUACACUCCAGAGACACAUGGCUGAAAGAGGCACGGACUGUCCGUCUCGGAGAACAGCCAUACAAAAUGGUGAAGGGUUUCUCCAACCGCUCUCGGAAGGUGCGCAUGGCGUCCGAGACCAAGGAAGAGAAAGACCUCCCUCUGUUCGGGGAGUGGCAGACAGAGGAGUACCAACCGCCCCUGGCUAUAGAUGGAAAGGUUCCCCGCAAUGACUUUGGGAAUGUAUACAUGUUCAAGCCUUGCAUGUUGCCCAUUGGCUGUGCUCACGUACGGCUGCCAAAUCUGCACCGGGUGGCCAGAAAGCUUGACAUCGACUGUGCCUUGGCAGUGACCGGAUUUGACUUCCACGGCGGUUACUCCCAUGCAGUUACGGAUGGAUACAUUAUUUGUGAGGAACAUGAAGAAGUCCUAAGAGCUGCAUGGGAAAAUGAACAAGAGAUUCAACAGAAAAAGGAGCAAGAGAAGCGGGAGAAGCGUGCCAUGGGCAACUGGACUCUGCUGGUGAAAGGUCUUUUGAUCCGAGAGAGGCUGAAGCGUCGCUAUGGGCAACCCAGCCAGCCACGAUCAGGGAUUGGGCAGGGUGAGCAGGCAGAGGUGGAUGGACUGUCUUCUGGGGAAGAGGAAGAGGAAAAGGGCAGUGGACUGUCGGCGGAGCCCCCUUCUCUGGCCUGCUCCUGGCCUCAGAACAGGCAGGACGAACAGGAGAAAGGGACGUCUAAGAAAGCCGUCAGCAAACGAGAGAAGCGUGGCCAGGAAAAGAGCCUUUUCCCCUUUGAAAAUGUUUAAAUCGUUCAUUGUGUUUGUCUGUUAUAUCUGUCAUCCAUGCUAUGUAAAAAAAAAUCUUAAUAGGCUUGUCUACGUCUUUUGAAACCCUGUAUUCAGAGGAAAUGGUUCAUUACCCACUUCAUUAUCAUCUCACUGAUGACACUCCGGACCCUUCAGAUGAUCCAUCUGUACUCACAGUUGUGAAUAAUGGUGCGAGUAGCCUGUCACUUUCGUUAAUUUGAAUGUUUGUGUCGUCAAAAAAAUCCUAAAUGUAAAUCUUUUCUCAUGUGGCAGAUCACACUAUUUUUGUAGGAUAAAUAUUUCACUGAUUUUUUUGCAAAUAAAUGUAUCUGAACUUGA
This is a messenger RNA of Engraulis encrasicolus (European anchovy), 3285 nucleotides long. RefSeq names its product xeroderma pigmentosum, complementation group C (gene xpc). NCBI's taxonomy places the organism in Eukaryota, Metazoa, Chordata, Actinopteri, Clupeiformes, Engraulidae. Gene Ontology annotation, cellular component: nucleotide-excision repair factor 2 complex; XPC complex; cytoplasm. Bases 130 to 2946 code for a protein of 938 amino acids. The transcript is spliced from 14 exons. The record is from RefSeq and is a predicted model, not a curated record. Gene Ontology annotation, biological process: mismatch repair; nucleotide-excision repair. Gene Ontology annotation, molecular function: damaged DNA binding; single-stranded DNA binding.